This is a messenger RNA of Pteropus alecto (black flying fox), 1335 nucleotides long. It is a transcript of the gene PNMA5, whose product is annotated as PNMA family member 5. The record is from RefSeq and is a predicted model, not a curated record. Lineage: Eukaryota; Metazoa; Chordata; Mammalia; Chiroptera; Pteropodidae. Bases 1 to 1335 code for a protein of 444 amino acids. The transcript has a single exon.
AUGAGUGCCGUGAUGCUCUUAGAGGAUUGGUGCAAGGGGAUGGAUCUGGACCCCAGGAAGGCCCUGCUGAUCGUGGGGAUCCCUGUGGAGUGUGAGGAGGCAGAAAUUAAAGAGACGGUGAAGGCAGGCUUGCAGCUCCUGUGCAACUACAGGAUGCUGGGCAGAAUGUUCCGAAGGGAAGACAGUUCUAAGGCAGUCUUCAUCGAAUUGGCUGAAGCCGUCGAUUUCUCUGCGAUUCCUAGUCAGAUACCAGGAAGGGGAGGUGCCUGGGAAGUGGUGGUGCAACCCCGUAACCCCGAUGACGAAUUCCUCACUAGACUGAGCUACUUCCUGAAGGGUGAGGGCCGGAGGAUGGUCGAUGUGGCCCAAACCCUGGGGUACGGCACUGCCACUGAGGGCAUGGAGCCAGGGGUUUUCCCCCAAGUCAAACCAAUAGUUUUGCAGCCUCUGAAAGAAAGCAUGUGGUACCGAAAGCUCAAAGUGUUUUCGGGAAGCACUUUCCCAGGCCCAGGCGAAGAGAGUUUCGAAGUCUGGCUGGAGCAGGUCAAUGAGAUUAUGAAGGUAUGGCAGGUGUCUGAGAUAGAGAAGAGGCGCCGUUUGCUGGAGAGCCUGCGUGGCCCCGCCCUGUCCAUCAUACGGGUGCUCCGGGCCCACAAUGACACUAUGACUGCGGAGCAAUGCCUGGAUGCCCUGAAGCAGAUCUUUGGGAGCAAAGAGGACCAUAGAACCGCGCAGUUUAAGUUUCUCCAGGCCUUUCAGAUGUCUAGAGAAAAAACCUCUGUUUUUUUGCUGCGCUUAGAGCCCCUGCUGCAGAAGGCUGUGCAGCACAGCCCGAUGUCGGUGCGCAGCACAGACCUGAUCCGCCUGAAGCACAUGCUAGCUCGGGCCAACCUGACCAGCACCCUCCGGGGCAAGCUGGAGAUCCUGGAUCAGCGUGGCUGUCCUCCCACUUUUCUGGAGUUAAUAAAGCUCAUUCGCGAUGAAGAAGAGUGGGAGACCACCUUGGCAGUGAUGAAGGAGAAAGAGAGGAAUGGAGCAAGGAGCCCCAGGGCGUCUGGUAGGCAGGGAAUAGCUGAAGCCAUUUUCUCCAUGCCUCAGGUCCUCAUGCAGGCAGGGCCAUCUUGUGAGAGCAGCACCCAGACCGUCCAGGAAGGGGCGGUCCCAUCUGUGAAGCGCAGGCGACAGCCCUGCGGCAGUGCUGAGGGGGAAGGCCACAAUCAGAUGACAUACCCUAAGAUGGAAAACCAACCUCCUGUGAUGGAGCCAGCGCAGUUUGUAGCACAGGUGUCGGGAAACGAGGCAGGGGCUGGGGCUUUGAGCCACCCCAAGCCCUAG